ACUGGCGCUGCGGGGGCGACCAGAGGGCGCGGGCGGGUUCCCACCUGCUGUGGACCGCCGUGCGGGAGCCCCGAGAGCCCUGGCAGCUGGGUUAGGGCGAGACUCGAGCAGCGCGGCUGGAAAUCUGGAGCCGGAGGCGCGCAGCAGGCAGCCUGGUGGUUCGGCAGGGGAGCCGAAUCCACCCGGGAAGGAAACUUCUGGUGGGAGGCUGCGGCAGCUGCGCUCGGGAGGCCACCCCCUCAGUGCCCUCGGCUCCCGCCUUCCCGGGCGGGGACGUUGAGGAGAGGCCUGAGCUCGCUGAGGGCCCGCCCCGCCUCCCGCGCCAGCUGCAGUGCGGGGUUACCUUCCCACGCGCUCGGCCGUGGCCCCGGCACCCCUACCUCCCCCACCUACGUCCCUCCCGACAGGACUCUACAAAGCCGGCCGGAGUGCGAGAGAGGCGUGGGCUUACAGCCCGGGUGGGGAGGCGGCCUCCACGUCCGCCUGGUCUCUAGCGGCUCUAGCUCAGACCCAGCUCCAGCUCUGACAGCUCCCCCGCCCCCAUCCGUCCAGCUCACAGCCAACGCGUGUCCCAGCCUUAGGGGGACCCUCCGGACAACGCCACACCGUUUUUCUUUUCUUCUGAGUUUCGCGGCUGUUUAAAGAAUUGGGUUUGGGUUUUGUGGCGUCUAAUUGUACGGCCGAGAAGUGCAGGAAGCGGCAAAGCUCUAGCCCUGGGAGCCAACACUGACGGAGGCGGAUGGCACCCUAGCCCCUAGGGGCAUUCUGGCGCUUAGGUAACGGGAAACGUCGUUGGUGCCCCGUGACACGUCCCAGGCGUCUUUUCUCCCACGUCUGUUCCCAUUCCUCCGGAGAAGGGGACACAAUGGGGCUGGGGAUCUGAAUCAGGAGGCCUGCACCCUACAGGGACCAAGGCCGCUAGAACUCGUUUUGAGCCGAGAGCUCCAAAAGACAGAUGUAGACUCUGUGGCCUGCAUUUUGCCUAGGAAGCCGAGCAGCUCCUAGUACAGCAGUGGAAACAGCACGAAGCCAGAGGACUGAGGGUCCUGCCCCAGCCCAGAGUUUCCAGCACCCUCGUUUCUGAACCAAUCGAAGCCACCGAGAACUGCUGUACUGCAGCUCACGUGUGAACCGGGUCCCCAUCGCCUUCACCCCGGGAGGAAGGCAGAUUCGUUUACCCCAGACCACCUUGACUGUGGGGUCCCGCCCCGCCGGAGCCGGCUGGAGCUGAGGCUGGCGCAGCCCCGCCCUUCCGCCGGGCUCAAAUUUCGACCUGGGAUUAGGUGAACUGAUUGGGGGUUAAUGAGAGCGGCGCCCUGGGCAGCUAGUUCCCUCCCGGGCUCGGGCCAACCCUUGCUUUCUGCCAAUGCAGCCUGCGUGCUCUGGCGUCGUGUCUUGUUUGCUAAAUUAUCAGUGCACCACCGAUUCGGGACACCUAGCAUUUUCCCCAGUCAAUGUUCGCGGAUCGGGCUUCACUUCCCUAGGACAAGAUUUUUUGGUGAGAAGAACGGAAGGUGUUUUUUCCCGGGACCUGAUUCCCGAGGUUAGGUCUCCAUGGUCUGGGAUGGCUCGCCGCAACCUCAGCUGGUGCCCGCAGCACCUGGGAGUCCGGCGCCAAAGUUUCUCCUACGUGGGGCACAAGUGAGGGGAAACAGGGAUCACCAGGAUGCGAGUUUCUCCUGAGGUCUCCGCCGGGCUGUGGCUGAGCAAGCCUUCGGAGUGACCGUGGGUGACAGCGGCUCCAGGGAUUCUUGGGGCGGAGUGGGGAAAGCCCCAGACCACCAUGCCACGCUCAUUCCUCGUCAAGAGCAAGAAGGCGCACAGCUACCACCAGCCGCGCUCCCCAGGACCAGACUAUUCCCUCCGUUUAGAAAAUGUACCAGCACCCAGCCAAGCAGAUAGCACUUCAAAUGCAGGUGGGAUGAAGGCGGAGCCCGGGGACCGUUUGUCCCCUGAAUCGCAGCUGACCGAAGGCCCAGACAGAGCCUCCGCAUCCCCAGACAGCUGCGAGGGCAGCGUCUGUGAACGGAGCUCAGAGUUUGAGGACUUCUGGAGGCCCCCAUCGCCCUCCGCGUCUCCAGCCUCGGAGAAGUCGAUGUGCCCGUCAAUGGACGAAGCCCAGCCCUUCCCCCUGCCUUUCAAACCAUAUUCAUGGAGUGGCCUGGCGGGUUCUGAUCUGCGGCACCUGGUGCAGAGCUACCGACCUUGCGGGGCCCUGGAACGUGGUGCCGGCCUGGGCCUCUUCUGUGAAUCCGCCCCAGAGCCGGGCCACCCAGCCACGCUGUACGGCCCGAAGAGGGCAGCGGAUGGCGUGGGGGCCGGGGCUCCAGGGAGCUGCAGCGCAGGGGCUGUUGCCGCCGCUGGCCCUGGCCUAGGGCUCUACAGCGACUUCGGGUCUGCGGCGGCCGGUUUGUAUGAGCGGCCCACUGCAGCGGCGGGCUUGCUGUACCCUGAGCGUGGCCAUGGGCUGCACGCGGACAAAGGCGCUGGCGUCAAGGUGGAGUCCGAGCUGCUCUGUACCCGGCUGCUGCUCGGCGGCAGCUCCUACAAGUGCAUCAAGUGCAGCAAGGUGUUCUCCACGCCUCAUGGGCUCGAGGUGCACGUGCGCAGGUCCCACAGCGGCACAAGACCCUUUGCCUGCGAGAUGUGCGGCAAGACCUUUGGGCACGCGGUGAGCCUGGAGCAGCACAAAGCCGUGCACUCGCAGGAACGGAGCUUUGACUGUAAGAUCUGUGGCAAAAGCUUCAAGAGGUCAUCCACACUGUCCACACACCUGCUCAUCCACUCAGACACCCGGCCCUACCCCUGUCAGUACUGUGGCAAGAGGUUCCACCAGAAAUCAGACAUGAAGAAACACACCUUCAUCCACACUGGUGAGAAGCCCCACAAGUGCCAGGUGUGCGGCAAGGCAUUCAGCCAGAGCUCCAACCUCAUCACCCACAGCCGCAAACACACAGGCUUCAAGCCCUUUGGCUGCGACCUUUGUGGGAAGGGUUUCCAGAGGAAGGUGGACCUCCGGAGGCACCGGGAGACACAGCACGGGCUCAAAUGAGCACCCUGGCUGGCUGCAAGCAGCAGCUACACAACACUACAGAGGGCAGCCUCCCUGCUUGCCCACCCCUGCUGACUUUGCAGACCCUAGGUCCAGUCUGCAGAUCCCACCAGGGUGUUCCUCCUUUGCCUUACCUCCUGGAGCUGCCAGAGGAGAUGAGAUACCUUUUCAAGUGCAGCCUAGAGUAAGAAUCAAGUGACUCUCUAGGCUUUGGACACAAAUAGGCUCCUCUACACCUGAAGACACAGGCAUAGUCAAAUGGGGACCAGAAGAAAUCUUAGACCUCACAUUCCUUCCCAUUUCCAGCCCUAAUCUACAGACAGGAAUAUCCUUUAGGUUUCUUCCCUCCCCUUCUUGACCUACUCCAGUUAUUUGUGUGGAAGAGGAGGACUCAUCAUUUACAAGGUGGACACGUGCUAAUAUUUUUAUCUAGAAAGAAGAAUGAGUGUUACAUUUUAUUUUUUUUCUUCUGGGGAGUCUAUUGGCCCCCUUCUUUUGGGUGCUGCCUAUAAAUCUUGGAGAAAUAAUUUCUCUUCCUCAAAGACUGAUUCAGAAACUGAUUUGGGGAAGUUUAAUACUUUUGAAGUCAUGAGAUGCACCAUCAAGGCUACCCCAAGAAGGAGCAGAAGAGAAGUUGGUGAUGAGAGGGGAUUAGAGGUCCUCCCUUCAGGAGGCCUGUGAAGGCUUCAUCAGUGGAGGUAAAAGCACAAGCAAUGCCUGUGGCCAAGAUGUCAUUCAUUGACUCAGCACAUGUUCAUGGAUCACCGGCUAUCAAGGUUACCAGGCACCAUGCUAGGUACUGGGGAAGAGAGACUGAAGUCACAACUCCUGACUCUUCUCCUCAAAAGCUAAUGGUUGCACCUCCAAGUGGCUGGGUCUGUUCUUACCCUUGGAGAGAAUUCUGAGAAGACAACAAAGAAUUGUAAAUCUUCCCUUUUGACCCUUUUGGAUUUUAUCAGGUGUAAACAAAAAGCAGCUGAAUAGUUACUUCAAAGAUAUGUGUGUAUAUUCAGUUUUUUAUUGUUAAGCUGAUAUUUUAAAGAUGUCUGAGCUAGCAGGCAUGUGGAAGUGAAGGCUCUGUCUUCAAUUCUUUGACCCUCCAUGUGUAUCAUAGAGAGGGUAAAAAGUGGUAUUUUCAGUUUGAUGAGGUUGGUAAAUGUUUUUAGAUCUUCUGGUAUGCAUUAUGUUUAUUAAUACAUAUUUAUUAGAGUGAUGUUUUAAGUUAAUAAACUAUUAAGACUAUUACAGAUUGCCUUUCCUUUAGGAAAGGAAUUUGGGGAAGACCUUUGUUUUAGUCUGGGGUGGGGGGAAGCUGGCACUGAAGGAAGCUGCAGUAGAGUAUAAAAGAGAAGCAGAUGAGCCAACAUCCAGAAGAGUGUAAAAUCCAAUUGCUUUGGUUUUCAUAUACUUUCUCCUUUGCUUCUACACCUCAGAGAUACUUCUUUAAUAAGACAAAAACUAGGAGGUGUACAAAACUAAGCUCCUACCUUGUAGAGCCCCUGAUGGUUCCACAGGCACAUAAGUAAGCUCUUUCCUCUAAAAAUUUCAACAUAAUUUUUUAUGGGCCUGAAGACUCCCAGAUGAAUAUAGAAAUCACAGGUCUUAGGUCUAGAGGUUUUAGUUUUAGUCACAGCUCUGUCACCAACACAUCAUGUGACUUGGGUAAAUCUUUCAACUUCCCUGAUACUGGUUUCCUUGACCAAGUAAUGUGGAGACAGCUCUGUCAUUCCAGUCCAACCCUGACUGCUUUGAUUCUGUGGAAACUGGAAAGGAGAAAAAGUAUGAGAUUGGUUAGCUGCCUCCCCUAAUGCAAGUAACAAAUCUAAAGGUACAUGAGGAUCUGGGUUAUUUCUGGUCUGUCCCACCUGUGGGAGCUUUUUAUAUCAGUCAGUCCUUUAAGAGAAUGAAACCAGAAUAAGGUCCUGCCCUAAAUCCCUACUACUAGUGCUUUAACACCCAGCCAGAUACUCAGGGUAUGCAUGGCUCAUAUUGAGUACCAGAAGAUUGCCCAUUUCCAACUCAAAUUGAUCUCACCUAUAUGACUGAGCACCGAAUAUGUGCUGGGCACUCUUCUAGGGGGUGGAGAUACAGCAGUGAGGACAAUGUCAUAUGAAGAUUUAUUUACUCAUUGUUGAAUCUUCAGUUCCCUGAAUAGUGCCUGGCACGCAGUAGGGGAUCAAUAAGUAUUUACUGAGAUGGUACGUGAAUAAACAGAAUAUAAACUCCUGCUUCAUCCUGUGGGCUGGCUCUGCUCUCUACAGCACAAAGGGAAGUGAGAUUGCUUGAAAGCCUGGGAAACAAAUAGAAUCCACAGGACUUUCUCUCCGGGUUGGUGGGAAAGCGGGGCUUGAAUGUUGCUUUUCUCUGGUGUCUCCAAAUCUCAGUUCUUUUUUUUUUUUUUUUUUUGGUAUCAAAUCUCAGUUCUUGGCUGUCCUCACCUGAUUUCCAGCACCAUGUCUCUCCAUGUCAGUUUACUCUCAUUCAGAAUUUAAAUUUGUUUACUCUGUAAUGGAGUUUAAGAUAGUUUUUCAGAACUGAUGGAUGAUGAACAGUUGCAGCAUCUAGGAACCACUUCCUAGUGUCCUGGGAGACAAACCUCCCAGUGAGUAAAGAUGACAAAAACAUCCUUCCCACAGAAGUCACUCUGCAUAUUGGUUGGUUAUUUCCAACCUGGUUUGAAAGUAAAGAAGUUGCACUGAGGGGUAAGUAAAACUAAUUGAAAUCUAGGUGUCUGUACUGUCCUGCUCUUCCCUUAUAACAGAACAUUUGGUCCAUUUUCAUUAUCCCUGUUUAUGCUAUAAGUGAGGAAUUAUAAAUUUGAUGUUAACUGUAUGUCUUUUUUUUUUUUUUGGUAAAAAAUGUAUCUUGAUAUCCCCAGUUCAGAAUCAAAACAAAUUACUGUGCCUGUUACCGUGUGAAAUUUGAAGAUUGCAAAUAUCUCUCUUAAUGUUAUUACUUGACUCCAUUAAAAAUAGAUUGUGAAUAUUCCAUGUCACAUUAUUCAUGAGGCAGGCUCUAUGCCUUUUGUCUGCUGGAGUAACAGUAGAAAGGGUAACAAGAGACACCAGAGCACACCUUUGUUUCUUUCACUAAAUUUUUAAUAACACCUCCAGCUAGCCAGUUGGUGAAGCUCAGCUCUUGCAUAAAAGUGGAAAAGCACAGCUAUCUCUGAGAAGACCAACUCUUUCAGCAGCUAAUUUGAGUUUGUGUUCAUCUACACCAGACAUGAUUAAAUUACCUAUCAAGUGUGCUGAGCUAUCAGGAUUCAGGCCACAUAAAAGGUGAAUUUCAUCUGAUUGAUUUGAGACACAAAUGGAACAACUGAGUUUUAAAAGCCCCGCCUUAAUUAAAGGUAUAGCAGAGUAUCAUGCCCUGGUGACUUCUUGACUGCCAUUGCCCUUGAAAACUGGGUGGUGAUAGUGAUUUGACCCCAGUCAUUUUGUUGUGUGCCUGUUUGUUCAACCUGAUCAUUUAACAGAAAGAGAUGAACUCAGAGGAAGACCUGAAUGGACUUCACUAAUUUUUACUGUGCAUUUCUAGAGCACUGUUUGUUUAAAUCUGUGCUGCCAUAUUAUUUCUAUGGUAAAAACUUUUUAUUUUAUUUUAACCCCCUUUUUCCAUUCAUUAAGUCAGAUUUUAAAAAUUAAAAAGUUUGGGCCAGGUGUGGUGGCUCACGCCUGUAAUUCAAGCACUUUGGAGGCCAAGGCAGGCAGAUCACCUGAGGUUGGGAGUUCAAGACCAGCCUGACCAACAUGGUGAAACCCCGUCUUUAAAAAUAAAAUAAAAAUAAAAAGUUUAAGAAAAUUGCACCCUAAAUCCUUCCAUCUUAAAAGUUUAUGUUCUUUUUGUAUGUGUUCCUUUCUAGUCUUUAGGCACAUGUGUGUAUAUUUAUAUUUUAUAAUUUUUGUCUAGAUAACUCUUAUUUAUUAUAUAGACAUACUUAAAACAGAUAUUUCACAAUGAGAAUUUGGACAAUUUUAUGACCAAAUUUUAUUGAAAUAUUAGUGUUUUGUUGGGAAUCUUGUCAAUCAUUGAGAAAAAGUCUUUUCUGAAGUUUAAUGUUUUUUUACUUUUUAAAUAAGACAUUUUAGGCAUACUGGAAAUUGCAGAGAAUAAUAAACAUUAGUGUACCCACCAUUCUACCAUAUUUACUUUAGAUUUUAUUUUUGAAAUAACAUGUUACAGAUAUAGUUGAAUUUCUUAUUGGAAUAUGUUCCUGCCUAGUCCCAUUUCCUUUCUUUUCUCCUCAGAGGCAUCCAUUAUUCCAAAAUCAGUAUAUAUAAUUGCCAUGAAUGUUUGUAUGCCUUUAAUUUAUACACAAUCCCAUAAACAAUAUAUAAUUUAGCAUAUUUUAACUUUAUGUAAAUGGAUGGUAGUUUAUGUAUCCUUCUGCACCUUUCUGGUUUUUUUGCUUAACAUGUUGUUUUUGAGAUGUAUUCAUGUUGAUAUGUGUAGUUUAGUUCCUUUAUUUUAAAUACUACAUAUAGAAUUCCACUGGAUGAAUGCUUGGUAAUUUCUCUCUUCUGUUGGGAGAGUUUGGGUCAUUUCCAGGUUUUCCUAUUACAAAUAAUUCUGAAGCAAACGACCUUUUACGUAUCUCUUGUGAAAGAUUCUUUAGGAUGUAUUCUUAGGAAUGAAAAUGCUGGAUAUUAUCAAACUGCUCUUCAAAAUGGUUUCUCCAAUUUACAGGCUCCCUAACAAUGUAGGAGAAUUCCUGUUACUCCAAAUCUUAUCAAUGCUUGGUAUUGUCAAACUUUAAACAUGUCUGCCAAUCAGAUGCAUGUGAAAUGUCAUUGUAAUUUGCAUUUCCUGAUUCCUAGUGAAGUUAAGUAUCUUUUCGUAAGUUUAUGGGCCUGACAGGUUUCCUUUCCUAUGAAAUGCCUCUUCAUGUACUUUGUCAAUUUUUCUGUUGGUUGCUUGCUUUUUAUCAAUUUGUUAUUUAAAUAUAUUCUAAACACUCACUGUUUUGUGUUACAUACAGUGUAACAUCUCAGUCUAUGGUUUGCCUUUUCACUGUGAAGAGAGGAUUUAUUUGCUUGCUUUGUUUUUGUGUGUAAUCAAAUAUAUUAGUCUUUUCCUCAA
This is a messenger RNA of Callithrix jacchus (white-tufted-ear marmoset), 8134 nucleotides long. It is a transcript of the gene GFI1, whose product is annotated as growth factor independent 1 transcriptional repressor. Gene Ontology annotation, molecular function: RNA polymerase II cis-regulatory region sequence-specific DNA binding; DNA-binding transcription factor activity, RNA polymerase II-specific. NCBI's taxonomy places the organism in Eukaryota, Metazoa, Chordata, Mammalia, Primates, Cebidae. Gene Ontology annotation, cellular component: nucleus. Gene Ontology annotation, biological process: embryo development; regulation of transcription by RNA polymerase II. The record is from RefSeq and is a predicted model, not a curated record.